GAUGUUACUUGCUUGAACAACCCACGUGAAACAGAGAAACUUGUUUCUAAGGCUGUCAAACUUGGUUUAGAAACAAUCGCUAUUUGUCAAACCUUUCGCCUUGAAACUGUGAAAAAAGAAAGAAAGAGCGCCGCGAAACUGACCCCAGUCAACUUGGAUAAUUACCCAGCGAUACAGGAUAUGAAGAAAAUGAACCCACGAUUGAAAGUUUAUACACGGUUAACUGUACAGCUAGACGACCAAAGCCAGGUGCAUCAACUGUCCAGUGAUCCCGUACAAUCCCAUGAUAUCUUAGCAGUUCAACCGGCCAUAGAGAAGCUUUUCCAGCAAGAAAACGCUAGAUGUUGA
Porites evermanni is the source of this 348-nucleotide messenger RNA. NCBI's taxonomy places the organism in Eukaryota, Metazoa, Cnidaria, Anthozoa, Scleractinia, Poritidae. The record is from the annotation of a GenBank genome assembly.